Molecule: messenger RNA, 1086 nt
Organism: Arachis duranensis
Lineage: Eukaryota; Viridiplantae; Streptophyta; Magnoliopsida; Fabales; Fabaceae
Product: flavin mononucleotide hydrolase 1, chloroplatic
Exons: 6
Coding region: 116-925 (269 amino acids)
Source: RefSeq, a predicted model, not a curated record
GAGUUAUCUGAUUUGGCAUAAGCAAGAUCAAAGAGAAGAACAAGUGUCUGCAAAGUGCAAACUCAGCCUAAAAGCUUUAAAUUGAAACUGAAGAAGAAGAAGAAGAAGAAGAAGAAUGGGAGUGAGAGUGGGAGUGGGAGCACCUUCUUCUUCUUCUUCCUACUCAUUCUUCCACACUCUCUCUCUUUUCCAAUUCCAAGCAACACCAUCGACCCCAAAGCACUUCAAUUUCAAAUUCAGAUUCAAACCUUCUUCUUCCUUUUCUUCAUUCUCAAUCACAAACAUGUCGUUGCCGGUUCCCAACUACAGGAAGGGGAAGCUUCCUAUUCUGCUCUUCGACAUCAUGGACACACUUGUUCGAGACCCAUUCUACGAGGAUGUCCCUGCCUUCUUCCGAAUGUCCUUCAAGGAACUCUUGGAUUCCAAGAACCCAACAACAUGGAUUGAAUUUGAAAAGGGACUCAUUGAUGAGAUGGAGCUAGCGAGAAAAUUUUUUAAGGACGGAAGGGAUGUUGAUUUAGAAGGCCUUAAAACUUGCAUGACAAGUGGAUAUUCAUACAUUGAAGGAAUUGAACAUUUGCUUCUUUCCUUAAAGCAAAACAACUAUGAGAUGCAUGCUUUUACAAACUACCCCAUAUGGUACCAGUUGAUUGAAGACAAGUUAGAACUAUCAAAAUAUUUAUCUUGGACAUUUUGUUCGUGUACAUAUGGAAAGAGGAAGCCUGAUACCGAGUUCUUUAUGGAAGCUUUGGAACAUCUUAAAGUUGAUCCAGCAAAUUGUAUAUUUGUAGAUGACAGGAAAAAGAAUGUGGAGGCAGCAAUAGAAGUUGGAAUCAAAGGUGUACAUUUCAAGAGUGUUGAUUUGCUUUGUGAAGAACUGUCUUUGAUGGGGAUUGAAAUUACAGCUGAUGCAGAUCAUCAAUAGAUUCUUUCUUUGAUUUUCUCUGUAUACAAAAAUCCUUUGCCUGUUGGAAUUUGGAAAGGAGAUAUGAUUGCAUAUUCAAUCAACAACUGUUUUUCUUGUUGGUAAAUAGAUAAAAUGAAAAAAACUUUUCUUAUUGAUCUCAAUUAAGAGAAUUGAUACAA